AUCAACCAUCAGGUGAAAUUUUGGUGGAGGCGUGUUCGCGAUUUCACGACACGAAAUGUGAAUGUAAACCGGGGUACUACAGAGAAGAAGGACAGGUGGGAGACUGUGGAGAAGUGUCGCCGUGUAUGCCCGGAUAUGGCGUGAAAAAAUUGGCGAACAGUCACAAAGAUACAACAUGCGAGAGAUGUGUUAACAGGAAGACCUUCUCCAACAUCAGUUCUGAGGUGAUGCCAUGCCAGAACUGUUCACUUUGUCAGGAGGGGUGGGUGCAGAAAACUCCAUGUACCGAAACUGUGGACACUGUCUGCAUUCCAAAAGAUGAAGUAGAGGAUGGCAGUGUUGGUAAUAUUGUGGGAGCAGCCUGUGGCGUAAUAUAUGCAGUUGCAAUACUUCUUGUUCUCAUCAUCAUUGCCUUUUGCUGUCGGGAAAGAACCAAUGAGGUUCUUCAAAAGUUGCGUAGCAGACGAUGUCAAGAAAACCAUGAUGACGAGGAACAAACCAACCCACUACAGCAAGGUGGUACACAAGACUGCAGUAAACAUAUCAAGAUAGCAGUGGAAGAUCCCCCUUGGCUUUCCUUUUAAGUUUUGGCCAUAAGUUAACAUUGUUUGAAUAAUUCAUGAUCCUGUUGGAUUAAUUUAUCUGUGAUAAUUUUCUAUAUUUCUGUGAUUAAUAUAAUCAUUUUUUUGCGAUUUUUUCGCAAAUUGUUUAUUGUAUGUUGAUGUAUAUAACACGAAUCUUGAUGUGAGUCUUUACAUAUAUAUUCUCAUACAAGCUGCACUCUCACAGAAUGAUCAUUUUGUCAACUUUUGUUUUUCGUCAUGGAUAAACCGUGACUGUCUGAAAAGCCGUGAUAUAAGACUUAUGACAUUCAAAGACAAUAUUAAACUAACUAUUUAAUUACACUUUUUACAUCUUGAAAAUAAACUCUUAUCUUCAGAAUACUGUUUUACUACUAUGUAAUUCUGAUAAAUAUGUAAAUGCAAUAGCUUGUGUGUUGUUCCGCUUCAUGUUUGUUAUACCCUGACAAACGAAGUUUGAACUGGGUAUAUUGGAGUCACCCUGUGGUCGGGGGUCGGUCCGUUGCUUUUUUCCUAGUCCGGAUGAUUACUUGAAAACAACUGGAUGGAACUUAAUUAAAAUUCAUAGAAGAUAGAACGUUUUGAGAGGAUUGCAGUGUACAAGAACCAUAACUAUAUUUUAAUUUAUUACAGUUAUUGCCCUUGUUUCUUUUCCUAUAUGGAGCUUGAACACAAAUUGAUGGAAUUCAAUUAAAUGGUUAAGCACAACGAAAGGAAGUGCAGAGUACAAGAACUAUAACUUUAUUAUGGCUUAUUACAGAGUUAAUGCCCUUUGUUACUUUUUCUUGUCCGGAGCAUAACUUCAGAACUACUGAUGGGAUGCAGUUGCACAAGCACCAUAAUCCUAUCGUGUAUUUUAAGGUAGCACAUCCCUAACGGAAACCUCCACUUGAAACUCUUUAAUUGUAAUGCUUAAGCCUAUGUUGUAAAGCAAAGGACUCUUUUGAUCAAGAUCAUUUUUUUCAGUAGCUUAUAUUCUUUAAAGAAGUUAAUUUUUAUUUUCAUUAAACAGUAAUUAUCACAGAGUUAUUGCCCUUUGUUACUUUUCCUCGUUUGUAAAAUAACUUGCAAACUAAUAGAUGAAAUUUAAUUCAACUUUGUACAAUAGUAAAGCACAAUGAGAGGAAUUCCUGGCUGGGGGG
Mya arenaria is the source of this 1723-nucleotide messenger RNA. RefSeq names its product tumor necrosis factor receptor superfamily member 5-like. Gene Ontology annotation, cellular component: cell surface; plasma membrane. Lineage: Eukaryota; Metazoa; Mollusca; Bivalvia; Myida; Myidae. Gene Ontology annotation, molecular function: death receptor activity; nerve growth factor binding; coreceptor activity. The record is from RefSeq and is a predicted model, not a curated record. The transcript is spliced from 6 exons. The coding region runs from base 126 to 584 and encodes 152 amino acids. Gene Ontology annotation, biological process: Rho protein signal transduction.